This is a messenger RNA of Daphnia pulicaria, 2841 nucleotides long. RefSeq lists its product as uncharacterized. The transcript is spliced from 2 exons. Lineage: Eukaryota; Metazoa; Arthropoda; Branchiopoda; Diplostraca; Daphniidae. The record is from RefSeq and is a predicted model, not a curated record. The coding region runs from base 835 to 2841 and encodes 668 amino acids.
UGUAGUACUGCUGUCAAAAAUUCAAACUACGAUCAUUUUUAUUUAUUUUGAAGUGUAACAUUAAAAUGGCAGGGAAUGGUAGUUUUGGGUCAUCGAAGUGGACUAAGAAAAGAAGAAACAAGCGAUUAGCUACUGAGGAUGUUGACAACAUUUUGAAAGAGGCAGAAGCGAAAAAAAUUAGGCCCACCGAUAAUCUUGUGAAAAAUAUGCCCUCUCUGCUGUUGUUGGAAGUGAAUUAUUCUAAAGAUAUAGCUCAGGUACAAACUAAAUUCGUUUUUUUUUUAAUUUGGGUAAUGAGACAUUAUAAUAUAGUUAAGCUUAUUAACAUUUAUCUGUUAGGAAAAGGAUAACAGCCCUUGUGAUUCAGGCUCGCAAUCAAAUAUCAUUGAUUGUUGUGAUUCACCCAUUACCUUGAGCGAACAAACUAAUGCAAGUGGAGUUAAUAUUCCACACAUUUCAGAACACACGUAUCAGGAACCGGAAUUUACCAAUUUCGAAGAUUUUUUUAGUGAUAUCGAGGAAGAGGUAGGCAUACUAUUUAUUGAACAUGGUUUAUUGGAUUCAUAGGCAGCAUACAUUUUUGUGUUACAGGACGAAGUAUAUGAAGCCCACCCAUCAGUUUACUUGCCUCUACUCUGUGUUGCAAACUAUUUAAGGCAUCAUCUUACUAAAAUUGCCCUAGAAGAUCACCUUUUCAAUGUGAGGUUAGCGUCCCACUCCAAUGUGAAAGAGUUGAGCAGCCAACAUAACUUGUUAAGAAAAUAUUCCCAUUUGAGGAGUGAAGUUACGAAAAUUUUUGUUUGCCCCUCGAAAAAAUGUCCAUCCGUAUUGACUAUGAAGCAAGAUAAUCCUGAAGAGAUACAACUACGACAGCCUUGUGGUCACAAAUUUAUCAAAAGUGUGCAUCGACCAUGUUUCAUUUUGCGAAUGCCAAUCGAGAAGCAAUUGGUGUAUUUUAUCGAGCACCACGGCAUUAAACUUCAAGAAAUGGAUUCCAACUACCGAGGAGAUUUACAUUCUGGCGAAUGCUACAAAAAGUUGAGAGACAAAGGUUUCAUUGACGACCUGACCAUCACCGUGAUCUGGAAUACGGAUGGAGCUCAGCCUUAUAAGAUGAGCAAAAAUGGAAUUUGGCCUUUCAUGGCCACGAUAAAUGAAGCACCAUACAAACUUCGAAGAAAUUACGUAAUUUUGCUGGCAUUGUGGUUUGGCAACAAAAAACCACCUUUGCAUGCAUUUUUGGACUGGAUAGUAAAAGAGUGGGCUAGACUGGAAAAUGACGGGAUAAAUGUAAAAGGAAUCCAUUACAAAAUCCGUGUUUUGGUUAUUACUACUGACACGAUGGCCCGUCCACUUAUACGCAACACUACGCAGUUCAACGGACAGUUCGGAUGUGAUUUCUGUUUACAUCCAGGUGAACAAAUUAAAAAGGGAAGAGGUUCAACUCGUAUUUAUUUAGAAAAGCCAGAACCUUUUGAAUUGAGAAGUAUGGAACAACAUAAAGAAGACUUGAAUAUUGCCAAGGCGACCCGAAAACCUUCCCACGGUGUCUGUGGCCCAACACCUUUAGCCGACUUACCCGGGUUCGAUUUUAUCAAGGCUUUUGUCCCGGAAUAUAUGCACUCCUGUUGCCAAGGAGUUUUCAAACUAAUGAUUAAGUUAUGGACUUUUCAAAAAUAUUCCAAGGAACCUUGGUCUGUCAGGGAAAAGUUGGAAGUGCUAAACUCCCGGCUGUUGAACACAAAACCACCUUAUGAAAUCACCCGGGUUAUGAUAGCAUUAGAUGAUUUGAGCAAUUGGAAAGCUUCUAUGUUUAGAGCCUUUGUUCUUUUUUAUGUUGAUGUCUUAGAAGAUGUACUCCCCAAAGAAUUUUUUGAUCAUUUCGUAAAUCUUAGCUACGGGAUGUUUGUUCUUUUGCAAGAAAAGGUAUCCGUAUCAGACGUAGAGAAAAUUAAAGUUCUUUUUAGGCAUUUUGUGAUUGAUUUUGAAAAACUUUAUGGCGCCACUCAUGUAGGAAUCAACGUUCAUUUCCUCAUUCAUCUUUCGCAAAGCGUGCUUGAUUGGGGAUGCUUGUGGACUACAUCGACGUUUAUUCCUGAGUGGUUUAAUGGGGUGUUGAUGUCUUUGUCGAAUGGGACUCAAGCGAUUGCGGAUCAGAUGGCAACAAAUUAUUUGUUGAAACUUACUGUUCGUGACGAGGCCGUGACGCUGUUACACAAAUAUAUCUUGCCUCCCCAUGUAACAAGACAACUCUGCGAAUUACUCCGCUUGCCAAAGGAGACGCCACGAGGAUUUUCAAAAGGAACAUUUUCAAAUAACGAUAAAGUUGAACUUCUUGGCCAUUCAUCCGUACGGAAUGUUACUCAAAAUGAAAAAAACGCUCUUUGCAGUUUGCUUGCAUCGAAUUCCGAUUUCCGCUCCCCUUCAUUCCAAAAUGCAAAAUUUUUUUCUCGAAUCAAACUGAUUUCAUCGGGGUCAAUUUUCACUACAACCAGCUACAAAAGAUCGCCCAAACGGAUAAAUUAUUGUGCUCUGACAAAUGAUGGGGAAUUCUUGUUCAUUGAAAAUUUUGUCUGUCUGCCCCAUGAGUCGAAAGGGGAUCAUAUAUUUAUUCUGGGAAAUAUGUUGGGGGUUCAAAGUAAAGUUCAUUUCCUUCCGAAACCGAUUGAUGGUAUUACAUUUUCUAUAAUUCCCGGUAUGAUGACAAAAUUAGUGGGGAAAGGAGAGCUGGUAGCUUUCAACGCGCUUGAUAUCAAAUCAAAAUGUGUCGUUGCCAGCGAGCACAAUUUGACAGAGUCGUAUGUUGUAACUGCUCUCCCUAAUAACUUAGAAACUGAUUGA